CUUCUACUGUAAAAUUUUGAAAUAUGAGCAAAGAAAUAGAAAUAGCCGUUAAAGAUUUCGUCUCCUCUUUUCUCUCCCUCUCAUACACACAAGCUUUCUGCUUUCUCUCAUACUCUAUUCAAUUUGCAAGCUUUUUCUUUCUAUCUAAAUCUUUGAGGAACCCUAAUUUUUGAGUGCAGAUUUCUUCAAUCGACUGCCAGCGUACUUGAUUUGAAGAAAAAAAAAAUGGAUGAUCAAAUCGCAGAAAAUGUCCGAGAAAAUUGCAACGAAAACGCAUUUAUUGAAUGGGAAAUUGAUACACCUUCUGGACGACACGAAAAAGUAGAAGAAAGUGAAAGUUCAAUUGAUGCAAGUUUGUUCUCCAUUGAGUCCCAAGGAUUAUCAGUUGAUGAGGAGCCUCAGCUUCCAAUUCUAAAGAAACUCAGUGACCUUAGUGACAAAAUUCAGAUCUUGAGAAAAGAGCAUACUGUUCUUACUAAUGAAGUAAAGGAUAUAACAAGCAAACAAUUUCCUGGAUUUGAAGUUGUGAAUACACUUCAGCACCUCAGUGUGGAGCAUGAGGAUUUAAAGAAGAAAUACACGGCAGAGUGUGAGCUUCUAAAGAAAAAGUAUGUUGAAGAAUAUACUGAAAGAAAGAGGCUCUACAAUGAAGUUAUCGAGCUCAAAGGCAAUAUUAGGGUCUUUUGUAGAUGUAGACCAUUGAAUCAAGAGGAAGUUGCAAAAGGGUCGACUUCUGUCAUUGAAAUUCCCUCAUCCCAAGACCAUGACUUGAAUGUAAUUUGUGCUGAUUCUUCAAAGAAACAGUUCAAAUUUGACCAUGUGUUCGGGCCACAAGAUGGCCAAGAAGACGUGUUUGCACAAACAUCCCCAAUUGUCACCUCUGUGUUGGAUGGCUUCAAUGUUUGCAUUUUCGCAUAUGGACAAACGGGAACUGGAAAGACUUUUACCAUGGAAGGCAUACCUGGUAAUAGAGGUGUCAACUAUAGGACUUUGGAGGAGUUAUUCAGAGUUGCUAAUCAGAAAAGUGGUACCAUGAAAUACGAGUUUCUUGUCAGCAUGUUGGAGGUCUACAAUGAAAAAAUAAGGGACCUUUUGGUUGAGAAUUCCAGUGAACCACCAAAGAAGUUGGAAAUAAAACAAGCUCCAGAGGGGACACAAGAAAUUCCUGGACUGUUUGAAGCUCGAGUUCAUGGUACAGAAGAAGUAUGGGAAUUACUGAAGACAGGGAACCGAGUUAGAUCUGUUGGAUCAACCAAUGCAAAUGAAUUCAGUAGCCGUUCCCAUUGCUUGGUGCGGGUGACUGUGAAAGGGGAAAAUAUGGUAAAUGGACAAAGGACAAAGAGUAAUCUUUGGUUGGUAGACUUGGCUGGAAGUGAACGUGUUGGAAGGAUUGAGGUUGAAGGUGAAAGACUCAAGGAAUCCCAAUUCAUAAACAAAUCGUUAUCAGCUCUUGGUGAUGUCAUCUCUGCCCUUGCAACUAAAACAGCGCAUGUUCCAUACAGGAACUCAAAGCUCACCCACAUGUUGCAAAGCUCUCUAGGCGGAGAUUGCAAGACCCUGAUGUUCGUCCAGAUUAGUCCCAGUGAUGCAGACUUGGGGGAGACUCUGUGCUCCCUGAACUUUGCAAGUCGAGUCAAGGGGAUCGAGUAUGGUCCUGCCCGCAAGCAGGCAGACAUGUCUGAACUCCUCAAGUAUAAACAUCUGGCUGAAAAGUUAAAGCACGAUGAGAAGGAAACAAAGAAACUACAGGAUAGUGUACAAUCAUUGCAGCUAAGGCUUUCUACUAGAGAGCAUCUAUGUAGAAGUCUUCAGGAGAAGGUGCGAGAUCUUGAGAAUCAACUGGCAGAGGAGAGGGAAACUAGACAGAAACAAGAAAGUGGAGCAAUAGCUGCUGCAAGACAACCAAGACAAACACUCAAGACUGUGGCCGAGAAGAAGCCUCCACUAGGUCCUUCAAACAAGAGGAUGCCACUGCGAGGAAUUUCCAAUUUCCUACCCUCACGAACACCCGUACCAUCCAAGAGACAAUCAAACAUGUCUUGUCGUCUUCCAAGUUCAUUCGAUGGUAAAGAAAACGUGUCCACUGGGUCAAAUGCAAGAACUACAAGGGGUCCACGAAGGGUGUCCAUUGCUUUGAGACCGUCCAAUGAAACAGUGGCGCAUGCUUUACAACCCAAACGAAGGGUCUCCAUAGCUACAUUUCGCCCUGACCCAAAUUUGCACCAUACCAGCACCCCUAAACGUGAGAGUACGUUAGUACCAAGGCUCUCUUUUCUGAAGGAGACGUCAAGAGCAAGACGUUUUUCAAAGGUGUUUUCUCCUCUACCAGAGAGAAGAGGUGUAACAAGUUCCAUAACAGAAGCAACACCUAUGAGCAGUGGGAGGUUUAUGGCAAGCCCACGGAGGGCAUCCAUUGCUGUCAGACCAUCCAAUGAGACAGUGGCGCAUGGUUUACAACCUAGAAGAAGGGUCUCCACAGCUCCACUUCAUCCUGAGCAAGAUUUGCACCACACCAGCACCGCUAAACUCGAAAGCACAUUAUUACCAAGACCCUCUUUUCUCAAGGAAACAUCGACUGCAACGCGUUUUGCAAAGAUGUUUUCUCCUCUAACAGAGAAAAGAACUCCGAUAAGUUCCUCAAUAGAACAAACACCUAUGAGCAGCAGGAGGUUUAUGGCAAGCCCACCUACACAUCAGGUCGGUUCGUGGAGGCCAAAGCACCCAACUGUUGUUGCCCUGCAGAAAAAACCGGUCAUUUGGAGUCCACUCAAGUUGCGAGGCUUGAGAAACGUCAGGAAAUCUAUUGUAUGAUCAUGUUAAAUUUAGUGUGGAAACUGAUCAAUACAGAUUCAAGCUUUACAAAUCCUUAGUUCCCUUCAAUUCUUUGUUAGAUGGAUGUUCUGAUCUCACUUCUUGUGUAUGUAAUUGAAAGUCGACUAUUUUUUUUUAUUAUAUUGGUAAAGUUUUUCUUUUGCAAAUUUAGCCAAAUGAGGAGCUUUUUUUGUUAUA
Messenger RNA from Amaranthus tricolor (Joseph's coat), 3009 nucleotides. Its product is annotated as kinesin-like protein KIN-14S. Lineage: Eukaryota; Viridiplantae; Streptophyta; Magnoliopsida; Caryophyllales; Amaranthaceae. The coding region runs from base 226 to 2811 and encodes 861 amino acids. Gene Ontology annotation, molecular function: microtubule motor activity; ATP binding; microtubule binding. The record is from RefSeq and is a predicted model, not a curated record. Gene Ontology annotation, biological process: microtubule-based movement. The transcript is spliced from 12 exons.